UUGCUAUUUAGCCAACUAGCUAUUUGCCUAAACAGCAUAACCAACCAGCACGGUUAUGGUCGGUGAGACCAACUACCGGAGACCAGUUAGAACCCAACGAACAGUAAGCCAAGGUGGAAAAAGUUACAAAACUCCCGUAGUCUAAUUCACAGAAAACAUGCUGAAAAGUAGUGAUGGGGAAACAAAGCUUCCUGAAGCAUUGGCACUUUCCAGAUAAUUGUAAAAAAAAAAAAAAGUUCAUUACUCAAGGCUUUGAGCGACACAGAAUUUAGAAAAGCCACAUUUUGAAAGAUGACCUCACACACCGUAGCAGCGUAGCCUUCAGGUCUGCUACUAAACCACUGGCCUUCAUCGAGAGCAUCAAGUCCAUGCUGAAUUGUGGGUAAAUGGUGACUGGCUGACUGAUUUAUAAAUAAUAAUGAGUAGUUAUUUAAGAUGCAAGGUGAUUUGUAAAUGAGUCAGCAGCCACCUGCACUGUCGACUGCAAAGUCGAACGAGCCCAAUACCAAACCAAUCAGGUGUUCGACGAAAUUAUUCUUCAGACGUCAUUGAUCACGUGCUGCUGAUAAAGUGAGACUGCUUUGAAUUAUACCCCUUAGCGACUUCAGUACAUGCCUCAUAGCUCCAGUCUCAAACUUAACCCCGUUCCUGCUGAAGAAGAGGCGGUCAUCUGGAUGGAGAAAGAAGCUCUCGUGAAAGAGGUGGAGGAAGAGGAGGCUGUUACAAUACAAAAACAAGUAGAGGUUGAGGCUGUUACCGUGAAAGAAGAGAAAGACGUCUCAGUUAAAGAAGAGGGAGACUCGUUCAGAGUUAAUAAAGAGGGGGACGACGACGUUUCAGUGAACAAAGAGGAGGGGGAGGUGACUGUCACAUCGGAAAAUGAAGAAGAGGAGGAAACUGGAUAUCUCGGCCCGGUUUCCCAAGCGCAUCUUAAGGCGUCCGAUGGUUCUAACGAUGAAGGGGCCCUGAUUAACACUAUCUCGACAACUGUACUCACAACAAGAGAAUCCCACAAUGCUUCCUCCAUUGUUCCUCCAGUCAUCCCCUGGACUCCCUCGCUCUGUGCUGUGAAAGAUGAGAGAGACCUGACUAUCGUGGAUCCUCUGGGGGGCCUCAACAACCUCAUGAUGGUGACAGGGCAGAGAAGAGUCUCUCCAAAUCAAAACACCUCAAGAAACACCAGCAGAGACCCACAGGGAAGAAAUCUCAUUGCUGCUCUGACUGUGGGAAAGGUUGCAAAUCUUCAUCAGAACUUAAAAUACACCAGAGAACACACACAGGAGAGAAACCUUAUAUCUGUGAUCAAUGUGGGAGGAGUUUUCUUCAAGCUAGCCAUCUGACUCAACACCAGAGAACACACACAGGAGAGAAACCUUAUAGCUGUGAUCAAUGU
Molecule: messenger RNA, 1393 nt
Organism: Oncorhynchus tshawytscha (Chinook salmon)
Lineage: Eukaryota; Metazoa; Chordata; Actinopteri; Salmoniformes; Salmonidae
Exons: 4
Coding region: 612-1340 (242 amino acids)
Source: RefSeq, a predicted model, not a curated record